UGGUGUCGACACUCCAUACUCCAUAGCCGAGGAUUAAACAAAAGCCGGCAUAAAUCCGCAACAAGCUAUUUAGCUUUAAAAAAAAAAAAAAAAGCAAACAUCAAAACCAAUUUCGAUUGCAUCAACAAUUCUCUCCCGCGUUACGAUCUCAGAUAAAUAGAUUCAUGGGGGCUUUCAAAUUUCAGUUAUCUGCCAAUUCUUGCAUUUAUUUGCUAUGUAUGAUCUCUCCUAGUUUAAUGCUACUCAACAUGCACAUUUCACGUCGUUCUUGCUUAACGCACACUCCUGUCUGAGAAACUAGUGUCGUGUUUGCCCUGUUUUGACCGACGCCCUCUUCGCAAAAAUCAAGAUUUUGACCAUUUCUGCAUCGCCCAUGUUUCAAUUUUUCUUAGGAAAAAAAACCCUUUCCCUCUUCCGAUUUCUCUCAGUGCGUGUUUGUGUGUGUGUUCUUGCUAUGGAUGGAAAUUGUUUUAUUGAAGUAGAUGUCAAUGGAGAAGAGGUUUUCGUGGUUGAUAAGAGAAUUAUAUCGGCCUAUUCAGAGAGGAUACGUAAGUUUCUCUGUAAACUAAGAGAUGCAACGGGAAAUCUGAAGGUUAUAUUCCACAGAUUUCCUGGAGGCGUGGAGGGUUUUGAGCUUAUUGCGAGGUUCUGCUACAAUAAAGGGAAGAGCAGCAUCAACGCCUCCAAUAUCUUCCCCCUCGCCUCAGCUGCAGACUAUAUGGAGAUGAACAAAUUAGUUGAUGGAGGAGAGAAUCUUUGUGAGCAGAUUGAGGCGUCGUUGGAAGAGAUCAAGUAUUGGAGAUGGUCAGAGGUUGUGAUGGCGUUGAAACAGUGUGAACACCAAUGCGUUGGAGGUGUUUCCUUGGCUGUGCACGAUAAGUUGUUGAGCUCUCUCGUUCGGAGGAUCGUUUCUUGCUCUGAGACGAGCCCCUCUCCAUCAGCUUCCUCAUCGGAUAACUCGUGCGAUACUAGAAGCUCAGAGAGCUUCAAGAGCAGCUCUGCUCGAGCAAUGUGGUGGUUUGAUGAGCUCGUAGUGUUGGACGCCCGUGUGAUUGAGAUGGUGGUGAAGUUGAUGGUGUGCAGAAACAUUGACAGUGCACUGAUCAGUAGGUUUCUGUUUCACUACCAGAAAUUGAGAUCUGCAUCGGCCUCAUGUGGUGAGAGGGUUCGACUCGUUGAAGCAGUGGUCGAGAUGCUUGGGAUUUUGGAUGUGCGUUGUGUCUCCUGCAAGAGUUUGUUUGAGCUCCUGAGGGUUGCGGUGAAGCUGAGGGUGAGCCGGCAGAGUAGGAACAAGGUUGAGAGCGCGAUUGGCUCGUUGCUGGAUCAAGCGAUGCUCGAUGAUCUGCUCAUUCCAUCUUCACCAUCGAGGUGCUACUUGUAUAAUGUGAAUUUGGUGUUAAGUUUCUUGAAAUCAUUUCUUGGAAAGGGGGUUGGUUUGGUUGAGUCGAUCCGGGUGGCACACGUUGCAAAGUUGAUUGACUCGUAUCUAGCUGAGAUCGCGCCUGAUCCGUGCUUGAAGCCGUCGAAAUUCUUGGCUGUGAUCAGGGGGCUUCCUGACUCAGCUAGGGACUCUUUCAAUGGAGUGUAUCAUGCUGUAAAUUUAUAUCUUGAGGUGCACCCUGGCUUGUCGGAGGAGGAAAGGUGGAGACUCUGCUGCAGCAUCAGCUACGAGAAGCUGUCGCCACCAGUGUUGAGCCAUCUCACUGAGAAUGCUCGUUUUCCAUCGGAGCACGUGGCUCUUACGCUCGUCUUCCAGCGAAACAAGGACGAAGAAGUAUCUAACCUUGAAGGAGGGAGAGUGAAGGGUUGUGGUGAGGUCUUGGUAUGCAUGAAAAUGCAGCCUCAAAUUGUAAAGAUGAGGAAAUCAAGAAUUUCUAGGCUUGUUUAUGGUAGAUCUUUGCCCUUGUUGUGCUCAUAGAUUUGCAAUUUAAUAUUGUUGUUGAUUUGGUUAGUUUCUUGUACAUCCAAUUCCAAACAUAAGAGUGAGAAAUGGCUUAAUAUCGAUUUUGUUUUUUUAGGAGCA
Messenger RNA from Salvia splendens (bonfire salvia), 2023 nucleotides. RefSeq names its product BTB/POZ domain-containing protein At3g22104. The transcript is spliced from 3 exons. The record is from RefSeq and is a predicted model, not a curated record. The coding region runs from base 374 to 1918 and encodes 514 amino acids. Lineage: Eukaryota; Viridiplantae; Streptophyta; Magnoliopsida; Lamiales; Lamiaceae.